Molecule: messenger RNA, 1382 nt
Organism: Ceratina calcarata
Lineage: Eukaryota; Metazoa; Arthropoda; Insecta; Hymenoptera; Apidae
Product: coiled-coil domain-containing protein 34
Exons: 4
Coding region: 1-1374 (457 amino acids)
Source: RefSeq, a predicted model, not a curated record
AUGGUUGACAGCGACGCUGACAGCUGGUACAACUGGAAGGGAGGUGAUGAUAUUAAUGAGAUGCACACCGGAAACAAUGCCAAGACCAGAAGCGGUGUAAGUCUGACCAGUUGCGAUCGUUCAAAAAAUAUCGCGUCCGACGUUUGUCAAAAAGAAGCCUCCGAAAGCAACGGCCUGAUCCACUACGAUGAAAUUCCUUCAAGUUCUCGAUCUAGCAUUCACAGAUAUAUCAAUCCAGCUAUUUAUGCGGAAACGUUAAACGACGAAGAUGUAGAACACGAGGUUGAGAUCCGAGUCAAGAUCGGUUCUAAAAACGAUGGGCGACAGAUUGUAGCGAACUGCGGCGAUUCCGCAGAGAUUAACGAUAUGAUGUCGACGUUGUCCAUUGAUAAUGAUAUGGCUGCCUCGUACGUAGACCAUACCGGCGAUCAAAAUGUAUCCCAGGAAACGUAUCGCUGUUACUCUUUGAAUUUACCGACCACAUCCAUGCCCACCGGCGUUGUUCGUUCCAAGUCUGUGACUUCGUGUACACCUACGAAUCGUGUAGAAAGACGAUGCAGAAUAGCCGGCACAGCGGAGGAUAAUGACGAGCUUCGUUCUCCUAGGCAAAUCGACUCGGAAGUGCAGAGAUAUAUGUUUAAUGGACACCGGAUCGUACAAGUUUCUACCUCGUCGAUGUCGAGUAUUAGAAUUUCGGAUAAUAGGUCGAACGAUUCGGAUUUCGCCGCGAAGAAAAUCAGUUACAGCGAGUGGAUGCGCAGAAAGCAAGAAAUCGCGCGACGAAAAAAAGAAGAAGAAGAUCUGAUUGAAAGGCAAAAGCAAAUAGAGAUAGAAAGACAGGCCCGUGAAAAAGAAGAGAGGGAGUCUCGGGAACGAGAGAAUUUUCUGAAGUGGUCGGAGAGAAAGAAGAAGGAGGAAGAGAAGAAGAAAGCCAUGGUUGAGAGAGAACUUCAAUUACAAAGGCAGCUGAAAGAAAUUGAAGACAAAACGGCUAUAGUAAAGACUAUGUACCUUCGACAGUGGGAACGUAAGAAGAUGGAACAAGAAAAAGUACGUCAAAAGAACGAAGAGAUGAAAAAGAAACGUAUUGAAGAAGAGAAAAAAAAGAGAAUCGCGGAAAGCUCGAAAGCUUACGAAAAUUGGCGAAAAAUGGCGAAAAACAAACCGAGGCCUGCUACGCAAGGACUUUUGCCUCACCAGAAAGCGAAACCAGCGUAUGUGAAUCCUACACCCUGGCAACGAAUCGUCGAUGACCCAGAAAACGAUGAAGAGCAGGAUAAUGCAUCAGUUGUUUGCAGGGAAACACAAAGUCACCCGAGAAUCAGCACUAAGAGAAACACCUUAUCAGUGAUACAUCGGUCAUCGAAUAAAUAGAAUCUGAA